AUGGAAGGUUGGGCCGGAGUCAUUAUGGCCGCAGGUGAGGGACGCCGGAUGGUGUCGAAAAUUCCGAAGCCGCUGCACAAGGUCUGCGGCAAGGAACUGAUUCGCUACCCGGUGGAAUUGCUCCAAGCAAUGGGUGUCGGGCGGAUUGUAAUCGUGGCCUCACCAACGACCGCACCAAUGAUCGGUGAACUCCUUGGCGAUGAUGCCGACUAUGUUAUCCAACCGGAGCCAUUGGGGACCGGGGACGCUGCAGCAUGGGGUGUGGGCGCUCUGCCUCCUGACGUGAUGAACCUGGUGCUGCUGGGCAGCGAUUCGCCACUGAUUCGGCUGGAGUCGGUGCGCCAGUUGAUCGACAGUCAUGAGUCACUCGGCAACCAGAUGACCCUGCUUACGGCAGCUGACAUGAUGGCUCCAGACCUGGGAAGAAUCGUAAGAAAUGAAACGGGCCAGGUCAUGGACCUGAUUGAGGCAACGGACUGGAAGGGCGACCAAUAUGAUCCGACAGAGGUUAACGCCGGGGUUUACUGCUUCGAACGGCAAUGGCUGGCCCGAUGCCUGGAAGGGCUCCAGCCGACAACCAACGGUGAAAAGUACCUUACUUCCCUCGUGUCCCUUGCCGCCAGUGAGGGACACCGGGUUGACGGUGUUGCCAGCGAAAUGCCCGAAGAGAUAUUCGGCGUCAACGACCGGGUGCAACUGGCCCAGGUAGAGGCGGUUAUGCAAUGGCAGGUUAUAGAGCGACUGAUGAGGUCGGGGGUCACGGUCCAGGACCCUGCUUCGGUUUACAUUGACGCUGACGUUGCCAUCGGACAGGACACGGUGAUUCGACCCAAUACCACCCUGCUGGGCCGGACAAGGAUUGGCGAAGACUGCGAGAUAGGGCCCAACUCGAUAAUCCAGGACUCGACCAUCGCCAGCGGCUGCAGGGUUACGGCAUCGAUGCUGGAAGAAGCCACUCUCGAGGACGGAGUUGACGUUGGACCCUUCAGCCACUUAAGGCCGGGCGCUUACCUGGAAUCAGGCGUCCACAUUGGCAACUAUGUGGAGGUAAAAGAGAGUCGCCUGGGUCAAGGAGUCUUGGCCGGUCACUUCAGCUACCUGGGAGACGCCAGCAUUGGCGCUGGAACGAACAUCGGCGCCGGGACCAUAACCUGCAACUUCGACGGGAAAGACAAACACCGAACCGAGAUCGGCCACGGAGCCUUCAUAGGGUGUGAUACCUUGCUGGUUGCCCCUGUUUCCGUUGGGAGCGGCGCCGCUACCGGGGCGGGGGCGGUGGUUAACAGGGAUGUUCCAGACGAUUUGCUGGCAGUGGGUGUUCCUGCUAGAAUAAUGACAAGGAAGCCUCAAAUAGAUCGGACGGAUUCCACAGAAUAA
Molecule: messenger RNA, 1377 nt
Organism: Geodia barretti
Lineage: Eukaryota; Metazoa; Porifera; Demospongiae; Tetractinellida; Geodiidae
Source: the annotation of a GenBank genome assembly